Ricinus communis (castor bean) is the source of this 2022-nucleotide messenger RNA. Its product is annotated as stemmadenine O-acetyltransferase-like. The record is from RefSeq and is a predicted model, not a curated record. Bases 29 to 1387 code for a protein of 452 amino acids. The transcript has a single exon. NCBI's taxonomy places the organism in Eukaryota, Viridiplantae, Streptophyta, Magnoliopsida, Malpighiales, Euphorbiaceae.
CGAAGUCAAAGUGAUCGCUUGCUAAAACAUGGAACAGAAGAUGCAAGUUGAUAUUGUCACAAGAGAAGUCAUAAAACCAUCUUCUCCAUCUAUUCAUCAUAAUAAACCCUUCAGAUUGUCCCUUUUCAAUCAGCUUACUCCCACAACUUAUACUCCACUCAUCUUCUUCUACCCCAGUACAAAUCCCAACUUCAAUAUCACCCAAACCUUAAUUCACCUGAAGAAAUCCCUUUCACAAACCCUAACUCUCUACUAUCCUAUUUCUGGGAGAAUAGUUGAUAACCUUUUUACUGAUCAUUUCAAUGAAGGUGUUCCUUUCUUUGUAGCAAGAGUUACUGGGUUAGAACUGUCCGAUUUUCUUAAGAACCCAGAACUUGAGCUUUUAAAUGGGUUCCUCCCAUGCAAACCAUACACUAAAGAAAUAGACAUUGGAGUUCCACAAAUGGUAAUUCAAGUGAAUGUUUUUUCCUGUGGUGGCAUUGCUAUAGGCAUGUCUGGAUCACAUAAGCUCAUUGACGCACCAACCGGUGCUGCUUUCCUUCAUGCAUGGGCUACUCUAUCACGUACGGGGUCAUUCAGUGAUGUUAUAAAGCCUAAUUGUGAUGAGGCCUCGAUAUUUUUUCCACCAAGAAAUCCAUUCCCAGAAGAACAUUUAUCGUUGAUGGAGAGUUUAUGGUUCACAGAAGGUAACUAUAUUUCAAACAGAUUUGUGUUUGAUGCCAAAGCAUUAGCUUCUCUCAGGGUUAAAGCUAGAGGAGAAGGGAAUGAGAAGAAGAAGAUGCCAUCGCGCAUCGAAGCUUUGUCUUGCUUUAUAUGGAAAUGUUGCAUGGCUGCAUCUAGGGCAGUUACAGGAACACCUAAACCUUCUAUUUUAGUAGAAGCAGUGAAUCUCCGAACAAGAACAAAGCCGCCAAUGUCUAAUGUCUCUAUUGGCGAUAUCUUUUGGUGGGCAACUGCACUUGCUGAUCCAUCUUUGCAUAACAAAGAGUUGAAUGAGUUAGCAACACUACUUGAUGAAGCAGUUGCUUUAUACGACAGUGACUACAUGGAAUCACUACAGGGCGAAGAUGGAUUUAAAACAAUGUCCGAGUACUGUAGCCAGCUGCAAGUAUUAUUUUCUUUUGAAAAACCAGAUAUCUUUGCAUUUACAAGUUGGUGUCAUCUUGGUAUGAAUAGGAUAGAUUUUGGAUUUGGAGAGCCAUUUUGGACUGCAAUUCUGGGGAAAGCUGGACCUGCUUUUCGAAAUCUUACUGUAUUCUUUGAAACAAAAGAUGGUAAAGGAAUUGAGGCAUGGAUUACUUUAGAUGAAGAAAGAAUGGCUGUACUGGAACGUGAUCCUGAGUUUUUAGCUUAUGGUUCCCCAAAUCCAAGGUUUUCAAGCCUGUAAGUAAUAUAUAUGCUUGUGUAAUUGGUCUUUGGUAAUAACUUUAAUCCAAGGCUAGUAGAUAUGGAAAUCCUUUUCUUCUGCUGAUAGAACUAUUUUAGUCCAGUUUCAUCUUCUUAUUUUGGAAAUAUACACCCUGCAUGAAAAAUGUGCCCUUAAAGAGAAUAAUCAGGCAUGGUUGGUUGAGUCUGCUUUGAGCAGCCAUGAAUUUCAGUCCUGUUGUAUUUUAUUGCUAUCUCUAGUCAACUACAGACACAUGGUGCUCCUUCAACAAUACUGCUGUGUGCUUUGCUGAAACUUUCUGUUGCUGAUGAGAGAUGCUGUGGUGAUGGCAUCAGUUCCGCUGGAAUGUUAGUUUCCUUUCCUUCAGCUGUUGUAUUCUCAAUAUUGCACAUGGCAGCUGUUGCUUGAGCUGUUGUUUCCUUUUCCUCAGCUAUGUUUUCUUUAUUCAGUGUCAGUGGCGUCUCAGUGUUUUCAUUGAUGUGAUUAGCAAAUCGCUAGAAACAGCAUGAAGAUUGUUUUCAUGCUCUGGUCCCUCUUUUUUUCUUUUUCUUUUUGAGCUCUUUCAUUAUCUUAUGCUUUUUGUAUGACGUGAUCUUCCCCUUCUUAAUAAAUUUAGUUAUUGAUUCUUGAAAAAA